Molecule: messenger RNA, 930 nt
Organism: Opisthorchis viverrini
Lineage: Eukaryota; Metazoa; Platyhelminthes; Trematoda; Opisthorchiida; Opisthorchiidae
Exons: 5
Coding region: 1-930 (309 amino acids)
Source: RefSeq, a predicted model, not a curated record
AUGAAAGAACUAAGCCAUCUACCAAGAAGGGCACUCAUUGUGAUUCCACAUUACUCAUCAACCCGGGUCAAGUCACAUCGUUCAGCUGUAGCACCCUUUCGGUGCCUAGCUGCCAUGCCACAUAAAGGUUGCACGAGGGCUGGGAUACUGCCAAGUUUCCCAAGCCUAGACAGGGGAAGUCGAGAGGCAGAGGCCGGGUUCGAACCACGGACCUUGUGGUCAAUGCGAUGUAGCGACGCAUUAACCGAGCACCCUGUCUCCUACUCGACAACAAAUAAUAAUCGUUCAGCUGUAACACACUUCCGGUGCCUAACUUCCAUGCCUUUCGAAGGAAGCACGAGGGCUGAGAUACUGCCAGGUUGCCCAAGCCUAGACAGGGGAAGUCGAGAGGCAGAGGUCGGGUUCGAAUCACUGACCUUUUGGUCAAAAUCGGCGCUGCUCCCAACGAAAAGUUGGUCAUGCUACUGUUCAGCUGUAACACCCUUUAUGUGCCCAGCUGCCAUGCCCCCUGAGGGAAGCACGAGGGCUGGGAUACUGCCAGGUUGCCCAAGCCUAGACAGGGAAAGUCGAGAGGCAGAGUUCGGGUCCGAACCACGGACCUCCCGGUCAGUGGUCCGUGGUUUGAACCCGACAUCUGCCUCUCCACUUCCCCUGUCUAUGCUUGGGCAACCUGGCAGUAUCCCAGCCCUCGUGCUUCCUUCGGUUAGCAUGACAACUAGGCACCGGAAGAGUGUUACGGCUGAACGAUUUUUAGACUGCACGUUCGCUGAUAACUUUGCUCUCAUUUGUGGCGAUUUCCAACGCGUCGGGCUGGCCCGUCCAAUACGCAGAAAUGUGGCCGAGACCAUGAACACGUUGACAUGUGAAGCCGUUCUGAGUCCAGACUUUGGGGCCCAACAGCGCUUGUUACUGAAGCACCUUCCCGUUUAA